AUGAAAUCAUUAACAAAACUUAAAAUUAGAAUUAAAGAAGGAGAAGCAUUAAAUCAUUUAAGUGAAUUGAAACAAUUAAAAAAACUUCAUAUUUAUGAUAGUUAUAUAGGUGAUGAGGGUGUUAGAUUUAUAAGUGAAUUGAAACAAUUGACCACUCUUGAUAUUCGUAAUAAUGGUAUUUCUGAAUAUGGAGCUAAAUAUUUAAGUGAAUUGAAACAAUUAACUUUUCUUAUUAUUGAUAAAAAUAAUAUUGGUGCUAAAGGAUCAAAAUAUAUAAGUGAAUUGAAACAAUUGACCAUUCUUAUUAUUGAUAAAAAUAAUAUUGAUGAUGAAGGAGCAAAAUAUUUAAGUGAAUUAAAACAAUUGACCUAUCUUAAUAUUCAAGAUAAUCGUAUAGGUGAUGAAGGAUCUAAAUAUAUUGGAGAAUUGAAACAAUUAACUGAUCUUUAUAUUAAUAACAAUCAAAUUGGAAAUGAAGGAGCAAAAUAUUUAAGUGAAUUAAAACAUUUAAUACUUCUUAAUAUUUCUAACAAUCAAAUUGGUGAUGAGGGAGCUAAAUAUUUAUGUGAAUUGAAACAAUUAAUGGAUCUUGAUAUUUCUUGUAAUGACAUUGGUGAUGAAGGAAUUAAAUAUUUGAGUGGAUUGAAACAAUUGACCCAUCUUGAUAUUUCCUACAAUAAGAUUAGAGAUGAAGGAGUUAAAUACAUAAGUGAAUUGAAAGAAAUAAUGUAUCUUUAUAUUAACAACAACUAUAUUGGUGAUGAAGGAACAAAAUACUUGAGUGAAAUGAACCAAUUAAAAGAUCACAACAAAGACUUUCAAUAUAAAGAAGAUGAAGAUGCCUGA
Molecule: messenger RNA, 846 nt
Organism: Naegleria gruberi
Lineage: Eukaryota; Heterolobosea; Eutetramitea; Acrasida; Naegleriidae
Exons: 1
Coding region: 1-846 (281 amino acids)
Biological process (GO): nucleocytoplasmic transport; activation of GTPase activity
Cellular component (GO): perinuclear region of cytoplasm; nucleus; cytosol
Molecular function (GO): GTPase activator activity; small GTPase binding
Source: RefSeq, a predicted model, not a curated record